CGGGCCGUGCCGGGCCGUGCCGGCGCUGCCGCCGCCUCUCGGGGCGGGCAGCCAAGGUAACCGGGCCGGGCGGGGUGCACGAUGCUCCGCGGGGGCUGGCGGGGGCUCGGCACCGCCCUGGCAGCCGGGGCCGUCCUCGGGGCCGUUCUCCGAGCCGGUCCAGCACAGCUGCGAGCUAAAUUCCUGCACACAGAGCACGAGCUGAGGGAGCCCAGCACAGUGAGCCAGGCCGACAUGAAGGUGGAAAUCCUGCCAGCCCUCACUGACAACUACAUGUACCUGCUCAUCGACCAGGACACCAGGGAGGCUGCCAUAGUUGACCCUGUGCAGCCCCAGAAGGUUUUGGAUGCAGUCAAAAAGCACGGUGUGAAGCUGACCACUGUCCUGACCACCCACCACCACUGGGACCAUGCUGGAGGCAAUGAGAAGCUGGUGAAGAUGGAGCCGGGGCUGCACGUGUACGGGGGGGACAGCAGGGUGGGGGCCCUGACACAGAGAGUGUCCCACCUGACAGCUCUCAAGGUGGGAUCUCUAAGUGUGAAAUGCCUCAGUACGCCGUGUCACACCUCGGGCCACAUCUGUUAUUAUGUGACUAAGCCAAAUAGCUCCGAGCCACCUGCAGUUUUUACAGGUGACACCCUGUUCGUGGCUGGCUGUGGCAAGUUCUUCGAGGGCACCCCAGAUGAGAUGUACAAGGCACUGAUCGAGAUUUUGGGCAACCUGGACCCCAAAACGAGAGUUUACUGUGGCCACGAGUACACCAUCAACAAUCUCAAGUUUGCUCGGCACGUGGAGCCCAAUAACCCCAGCAUCCAGGAGAAGCUGGCCUGGGCCAAGGCCAAGUACGACAACGGGGAGCCCACCAUCCCCUCCACCAUUGCUGAGGAGUUCACCUACAACCCCUUCAUGAGAGUGAGGGAGAAGUCAGUCCAGGAGCACGCUGGGGAGACUGACCCUGUCCGGACCAUGGGGGCCAUCAGGAAAGAGAAGGACAACUUCAGAGUGCCCAAGGACUGAGCACUGCCUGCACCACUUUAAUGUCACUUCAAGUGUCACUUAGACCAUUCAGAUGUUUUAGGAGUCAAAUCUUCUUCUGUUGUGGUUGAGACAGGUUUUAUUUAGGUUUUUAUUUUGUCUUAAUUAAGAAAAAGAAAAAGCACUUUGCCCUUGUUAAGAUGUUCUACAGCAUAUUUAUAUUAUGAUGAAGAAUAUUUAUCCUCCUCUUGCUGUCUCUCGAG
This is a messenger RNA of Sturnus vulgaris (Common starling), 1238 nucleotides long. RefSeq names its product hydroxyacylglutathione hydrolase (gene HAGH). Gene Ontology annotation, cellular component: mitochondrion. Gene Ontology annotation, biological process: glutathione metabolic process. Gene Ontology annotation, molecular function: hydroxyacylglutathione hydrolase activity. Lineage: Eukaryota; Metazoa; Chordata; Aves; Passeriformes; Sturnidae. The record is from RefSeq and is a predicted model, not a curated record.